Messenger RNA from Archocentrus centrarchus (flier cichlid), 3188 nucleotides. It is a transcript of the gene arfrp1, whose product is annotated as ADP-ribosylation factor related protein 1. The transcript is spliced from 7 exons. Lineage: Eukaryota; Metazoa; Chordata; Actinopteri; Cichliformes; Cichlidae. Gene Ontology annotation, biological process: intracellular protein transport; protein localization to Golgi apparatus; Golgi to plasma membrane protein transport. Bases 249 to 854 code for a protein of 201 amino acids. Gene Ontology annotation, molecular function: GTPase activity; GTP binding. Gene Ontology annotation, cellular component: Golgi apparatus. The record is from RefSeq and is a predicted model, not a curated record.
GGAUAGAUUACGCGAAGGGCCAGGAUUGUGUUUAGAACCUCACAAUAGAAAAGUCGCUUUAAACGACGUUUUUUCCAAACUUAUUUUAUUUAUGUAUACUUGUUUUUCAGCCUUAUUUUUAGUGUGAUUAGAAUGAAGCCGCAGUGGUGCAGGUCGCUGUGUUUAGUCUCAUAUAAGCUAAGCUAAGUUACCAAGCCAGCAUUGGUAACACUAGUUAACACGGACGCGAGUUUACAAUUUUUUCCAAGAUGUACACUUUGUUAUCUGGAUUAUAUAAGUAUAUGUUCCAGAAGGAUGAAUAUUGCGUUUUGAUCCUGGGACUGGAUAACGCCGGAAAAACGACGUUCCUGGAACAGACCAAAACAAAGUUUAGUAAGAAUUACAAGGGAAUGAAUUUAUCGAAGAUCACCACUACAGUUGGCCUGAACAUUGGCACAAUUGAUGUUGGCAAAGCCCGUCUAAUGUUCUGGGAUUUGGGAGGCCAGGAGGAGCUCCAGUCUUUGUGGGACAAAUACUAUGCAGAGUCCCAUGGAGUCAUCUAUGUGAUAGACUCAACUGAUGAAGAGCGUUUAUCAGAAUCAAAGGAGGCCUUUGAGAAAAUGAUCAGCAGUGAGGCGUUAGAAGGCGUUCCACUCCUUGUGCUGGCUAACAAGCAAGAUGUACCGAACUGUUUGUCAGUGCCAGACAUUAAAACAGCCUUCAGUGACUGUGCGCCGAAGAUUGGCAAGAGAGAUUGCUUAGUCCAGCCUUGUACUGCACUCACAGGGGAUGGAGUGAAUGAAGGCAUUGAGUGGAUGGUGAAGUGUGUGGUCAGAAACAUUCACCGGCCACCCAGACAGAAGGACAUCACAUAAGAUGUUAGUCAUCUCUGGACUCUGACUACGGACUGAGAGUUUCUUCUCGAGGACAUUCCAUGUUAAGCCCUGGAGCCGAUAACUUUCCUCUCACCUUGUAUUUCCUGUGACAUUGAAUGGUUUGGAUUUUUGCUUUUUGGAGUUCAUUACGGUAUUUUUAUCAACAAGCAUAACUUCAGAUGUCCUUUGAUCAGAUGUCUGCGUGUUUGUGCCCACACUUUUUGAAGGUGUAUCAUUUAUUGUUGCUGGCUGGGAUCCGUGCUGCAGCAUCUGUAUGGAGCGCGCCAUGUGGGCAGAAGUACUGACACCUCAUUUCUCACAUUAUAUAUACAAAGCAUUGGCGAGGGAGUUAUCUGUUUAAUCAGAUCCACUAAGCAAUGAUAAGUUACAUGUUUGCAGAUAAACUGAAACGUAAAUUCUCCUUUUUGUGAAGGCUAUCAGUGAUUAACGAUACAGCAUUUUUCUUCCGUCAUUAGAACCUUUAUUAACAUAUUUAUAGAAACAGUUUACAUUUUAGCUAGGUUGGUCACUUUUUUCCUUUUGUCAUUAAGCAUCAGCGAGGAAUUAUUAGGAAAUUGAUCUGUCCUGUCUAUUUAUGAGUUUCAACAUUUGGGAAGUGUGACUGUACAGGUAGUUAGCCUUCACUUCUGGCAUUAGGAAGUAAUUUUUUUUUUUUUAAUUUAAAUCAACACCAGCUAAGUCCUGGACCCUCAGCUGGUCAUCUGCUCAUGUGGCAGUAAAGACAGAACAUUACAUUACCAAUAUUGCCCAGUGGUUCUCACACGUAUAUUUUACUUGGGUAGCCAACAAGGUGUGUUUGUCGACUCAUUUUUAAACUUUGCUGUCAGGCAGAUUAAGAAAAAAUACAAUCAGUUUACUAGUUGACAGUUCACUUUCCUCCCUUUUUGAAAGUUCAGUUGCUGCAAACUAGCUAGCGCCAACCUUUUCCAGCCCAUGUUUUCCCUACAAACUCUGUAUGGCUUUUUUAGUGAGUCUGACAUACACAACAGUGGCAGCACAGAUUACAAGUUUUACCAAUAUUUAAGUACAUUGCCGCCAUCUUGGAUAAAGUUGAGGUUUGUGGGGCUGCUCUGACUUUCCUAGUUGGACGUCUGACUUGAGGGGGAUGUUCCAGUUGAAAAAUCUGACUGGGAACUUGGAAAUUACAGCUUCAGGUGGAAUGCACCUGAGAGUUUGAGUUCAAUCACAGAAUGAGAGACUCACUGAAGGUUACAGCUGAUUAUAUUUCUCAGUUAUUUGCCACAAUUAAAUUGACCAAUAGAACAUUUGCAGAUGAAGAACUUAUAAGCAAAAUUGUUUGAUAAUUCCAAUAUUCCACAUGUGCACAAUGUGCACAUACCCAUCCAUCUUUUGGAAUAAAUCUUUUGCAAACCAUUGCUGGUCUUCCAGUCUAACACAAAGCAUAGUGAGAUACUGAAUGAUUUGAGGAAGAAGAUUACAUGAAUCACCAGAUCACAACCCAACUCUAAAUUGAUAGGAGAUUUUGGACAGUCUAUUCUUCUUUUGAAAGAAUGUUGUUCAUCCUUCCAGUAGAGUUCCAGAGACUUUGACAACCAAUGCACAUGAGUAGUGAAUCUGUUCUGGCAGCACAUGGUGGCUAAAUGCAUUACUAUGCAGUUUUUCCUCUUAUUUGGUCCCCGCUUUAUCUGUUGAUAUACCAGCAUAACUCUAAUUUUUUUUUCAUUUUCAGUCAUGUUCAAUCGGUCCAGUUGGCAGUUGCUACUUUAAUUGUCAACAUGGUAUUGUUUGCCCUUUUAAAUUUUGACAUGGAUUAUUUUUCUCAUCAUUAUACAUUUGGAUUCCCAUCAUUAUCAAAAUAGGAAUUUGUGAGGAAUAAAUGAGUGUAAAUAACUGAUGAUUUGUAAAGUUCAAAUCCCAGUAAUGUGAGCAUAAAAUUAAUUUUAACUUUUGGAAGGAAAAAAAAACUGGAGGUGUGUGGAGGUGUUUUUGAUGUGUCCUUUGGGAUCAUUUUGCUCUGUGAGUCUCUGUGCUGACUAGUGCAGGAGCUCCAACAGUUUUCACAGACUUGAGUCAGGGGUCUCUCUUUGGUAAAACAUUACUUUGAUCUCUUAAUGAUUUUUUUUAUGUUAAUUUGCAGAAACACUAUAGAUGGUUCGGUAACUGGAUAUGCCAUCUGAGAAAGCUAAGUGUGCAGGGCACAGAAACCUUACUGAUCCUGCUAAAUCAAUGUCAGAUCAGCUGUUUGACUUGGGAUGUACUUAGUUAAAAAAAAUCAACUGAAGGUAACUUUUUCUGUCAAUCGCAUAGACUGGAUGAUAGCUUAUUCCAAUAAAUUUCUAAUUUCAGCAAGAA